Messenger RNA from Naegleria gruberi, 3312 nucleotides. RefSeq lists its product as uncharacterized. Lineage: Eukaryota; Heterolobosea; Eutetramitea; Acrasida; Naegleriidae. Bases 1 to 3312 code for a protein of 1103 amino acids. Gene Ontology annotation, biological process: phospholipid translocation. Gene Ontology annotation, cellular component: plasma membrane. The record is from RefSeq and is a predicted model, not a curated record. The transcript has 2 exons. Gene Ontology annotation, molecular function: magnesium ion binding; ATP binding; ATPase-coupled intramembrane lipid carrier activity.
AUGGUUGUUGGUUUAAAUUAUACAGAAUUCAACAAUAAUCGUCAACACUUGUUGGAAUCAUCAACAACAACAACAACAACAACAACAAUAGAUUUACACUAUCAUAAAGAUAGAGUAUCAACUCCAAGUGGUGGUUCAUCAUCAGAUAGGGAAUUAUUAGAUUCCUUUUCAAAUAGAAGUUCAGUUGGUUUGUUGGAUCCCUUACAUUUAGAUGAUCAUCCUUAUUAUUAUCAACAACAAUCUCCUCAUCAAUCAAGUAAUAUUCUUAAAUCACCAUCAUCAGCUGGUCAACCUCAUCAAGAUGAUAAGAAUAAUAAUAUAAUAAUAUUACAAUCACCUAAUAGUAAUAUGCCAACAUCAGCAACCUCAUCAUUACCAGGAUCAAAUUGUAAUAAUUCAUUUAAAUUAUCGGAACAACAUGAUAAUAAUAAUACCAUAGAAGAGGAAGAUGAAGGAUCUAUAUUAAAAAGUACACAAUUUGUCUAUGGAACUGUAAUCUAUACAGGAUCUGAUACUAAAAUUAUGAAAAAUAUGCAAAAAGGAAAAGUUAAAUUUAGUUUUGUAAAUGCCAUGUUAAAUUAUGCAGUUGGUAUUUUAUUUACAAUUCAAAUUGCAUGUUGUUUAUUAUUUGCUGGAUUGGGGGGAUACUAUGAAUUCACACAAGCUAAAACAAAGGCAACAUAUACUGGUCAACCAACUCCAAUUGGAAUUUCAGAUACUGGUUUUGUAAUUUCAUCAUUUUUAACUUAUUUCAUUUUAUUAAGUUUAAUGAUUCCUGUUUCUUUAUUUGUUUCAUUGGAAUUUGUAAAAAUGAUUCAAGCUUGGUUUAUUACAAUGGAUAAUAAGAUGGCAAUUUAUGAACAAGAUCCUCAUGAUUCAGAUAAGAAAAUAUUUUUAAAUUCACUUUCCAUUUCGAGUGAUUUAAAUGCUGACUUAUCACAAGUUGAUAUCAUUUUUAGUGACAAGACUGGAACAUUGACUGAAAAUUCAAUGGUAUUUAAAAAGUGUUGUAUUUCAUAUGAUUAUAUUCAUGAUGAUUUUACUUGUAAAGGUCAAUUAGGAUCAAUUUUAGAUAAAUUGAGAGAUUACCAUACUAAGAAAAAACAUACUGCUCAUGAAUUAACUCAAAAUGAAUUGGAUUCAAUCAUUUCAGAAAGAAAAUUAUCAUUUACCAAUGAGAUGGAAUUCUUUCAAGCAUUUAAUACUUUGUUAUUACUUUCACUAUGUCAUAAUGUUUCAGUUAGAGAGAAAAUUGUUAAAAAUAGAAAGAAAUCUAAAAAGGAAAAUCAAACAGAACAAUUGAAAACUAUUUUUGAAGGUGAAAGUAUUGAUGAAGUUGCACUAGUUUUGGGUGCACAAAAUAAUGGAUUCCUAGUCAAGUGUUAUUCUGAAAAAAAGACAAUUUUGGAAAUAUUUGGAAAGGAGUAUCAUUUUGAAAGACUUGCCGAAAUUCCAUUUACAGCAGAUAGAAAGAGAAUGUCAACUAUAUUUUUAUUUCCUAAUGAAUUUUUAAAUGAUUAUCCCAUUUAUAGAAAAAUGGCAAACUUUGCAAUUCCAAAUAUGGAAACUAAUAAUGGAAUUUAUGUUUGUUUUACAAAAGGAGCAGAUAGUUUUCUAUUUCCAUUCAUUAAAUCUACUGAAAAUGAAAAGGAUAGAAAACAAUUAGAACAACAUAUUUUAAAUUUUGCCAUUGAUGGAUUAAGAACUUUAUUAUUAGCAUUUAAAUUUAUUGAACCAAUUGAAUUUAAUACUUGGUUGACUAAAUAUAAUUCAUCUAAAUCAAUCAUGUCUUCAAGGAGGAGAAAACAAGCCAUUGAAGAAUGUGAAUUUGAAUUGGAAAGUAAUUUAAAUAUUGUUGGUGCAACUGGAAUUGAAGAUUGUUUACAACCAAAUGUUCCAGAAACUAUUAAAUUUUUACUUGAUGCAGGUUUACAAUUAUGGUUAUUAACAGGUGAUAAAAGAGAAACUGCUAUUAAUAUUGCACAAAUGUCAAAUUUCCUAUCAAAGGAAUCAAAAAUUUAUUCAUUGAAUGGUGAAGAUGGAACAAUUCAUGACGAAGUGUCAUGUUCUAAAUAUAUAUCACAUUACAUUCAAGAAAUUGUAAAUUUGACAAUUGACAGUUCUAAAAUUGAUAUUGCCUUAAUAUUAGAUGGACAUUCAUUCACUUUCUGUAUGGAAAAUGAAAAGACAUCAAAUUUAUUUAUUGAACUUGUCAAGAAAUGUCAAACUGUCAUUUGUUGUCGUGCCACACCAAAACAAAAAUCACAACUUGUUGAUUUGGCAAAAAAGAAAUUAGGUAAAAAUGGUUUAGCAAUUGGAGAUGGUGCUAAUGAUGUUCCAAUGAUUCAAAAAGCUAAAAUAGGUGUUGGUAUUAUGGGUAAAGAAGGUUCACAAGCUAAAUUAGCAUCUGAUUAUGCAAUUCCUAAAUUUUACAUGUUAAAAAGAUUACUAGUGACACAUGGCAGGUAUUCCUAUAAGAGAUCAGCUCAAUUUAUUCAAUAUUCAUUUUAUAAGAAUAUUGUAAUAUCAUUUGUUCAGAUAUUUUAUGCUUUUUAUACAAUGAGUUCUGGUCAAACUAUUGCUGAUUCAUAUGUUUUAACUUUUUAUAAUUUAGUUUUCACUUUAUUGAAUCCUUUCGUAUUUGGUUUAUUCGAAAAGGAUGUUAAUGAAGAUUUAUUGGAAGAUCCAGAGAUUGGUCCAAAGUUAUAUGCUCAAUUGAGAACUGAUUACAUUUUUAAUUGGUUUACUUUUAUCAAGUGGAUUUUAGGUGGAAUUAUUCAUGCUACUAUAAUAUUCUAUUUUGCUAUUUAUGGAAAUAAUUCAAGUUCACUUUUAACAGAUGGUAGAGAUGAUGGACUUUGGUCAUUAUCUACCUUAAUUUGUUCAAGUGUUUUUAUUGUUGUUAAUUUGAAAUGUUAUUUUGAAAUGGAAAAUAUUACAAUUAUUCAUCACUUAUGUAUGAUUUUAUCAUUUAUAACUUAUUAUGGUUUUCAAUUUGCCUAUGCUGGUAUUGAAUUCAUUUCAACAAGUGCUAAUUUUACAUACUAUGUUUGGUAUGUUGUCGUUCAAUCACCAAAGUUUUGGAUUGUUCACUUGUUGUGUGUUGUUACUCCAUUGGCAUUUGAUUUUAUUUUCUAUGGUAUUAAAUAUUGGAUAUUCCCAGAUUAUUAUCAACAAUUGAAAAUGAGUGAAAAAUAUCAAAAGAACACCACUUCAUACAGCAGUCCAAGUAAUAGUGGAAAUAGUAUUGAUGACUCUGAAACUGUUAUCAGUAGAAUUCCAUCAGAAAAGUCAAUGCUAAUGGAAAUUUAA